Heterotrigona itama is the source of this 486-nucleotide messenger RNA. Lineage: Eukaryota; Metazoa; Arthropoda; Insecta; Hymenoptera; Apidae. The record is from the annotation of a GenBank genome assembly.
AUGCAUGGUCGUCGUCGGAAAGCCGACUGUCGAAAGUACAAGAAGUGGAAAGAGGGACAGGCGAGAGCGUCGAAACAAACGGAGAAAGGGAUGGAGAAACGAAAACUCAGGGAACUGGCAAUCGACGGUCUGGCUGAAGCUGGCGAGAUGGAGGAAGUUGCCCCAUCGAAGACAGUGUCGAAAGUGAGGUAUCGAAAAUGCAGGAAGGGAAGAACAAAGGAAACGCCGUGGAAAUGUAUUAGGAAGCUCGUUAGACAUAUUUCGUGCGCGGAGCUAGUUCUCGGAUGUAUAAAACCGUCGUUGGAAGAGAGAAAGUAUCUUCUUCAUCCGCGUCAUAUUGGUUGCGUAGGUCUCGGCGUGGACAUCGCACCGGAAACGCCAAAAAAUUGGAGAAUUGAUAACGCCCGUAUUUUAGGUGUAAAGUUAACAGCGAAGGAUAAAGAGGAAGUGAAGAAGUAUCAACCCCAAGCUCUGAAAGCCAUCUAA